AUGUUUGGGAUGGUAGAUUUGCCUUAUCAGUCAUUUCAACUCGGGAUUGAAGAAGAGGACCCAGUCAAGUCUUUGAUUAACAAAAUGACUGCAAACAAUUCAGUUAUCAUUGCAGGUGAAGGUAUGAUUGGACGGGCUGCAUUUGCAGGCAGCCAUCAGUGGAUUCUCUUCAAUAGUUUCGCAAAAGAUGUAUAUCCACCAGAGUUCUACACUGAACUGCAUCACCAAUUUUCAGCUGGAAUACAGACAGUAGCAGUUAUUCCUGUACUUCCUCAUGGGGUUGUUCAACUUGGUUCCUACUUGCCUAUAAUUGAGAAUAUGGGAUUUGUGACUGAUGUAAAGAGAUUGAUCUUCCAAUUAGGAUCGGUUCCUGGUGCCCUUCUAUCUGAAUACUAUUCAGCAAAUCUUUCUACUGAACGACUUGCUGGACCUUCUAUAACUGGUGUGCCAGUGUCCAUUGACCCACCUGUCAUUACCUCAAAUUGCACUCCCUCAUUAACUAAUGGCUCCAAUCAGCAAAGUAAUUCAUCUCUUACUUCCAGGCCUUUUGUUCAAACGCCUUGCCCUUUAAAUGCAGAGACAAAUACCUGCCAGGGGUCUGCACUGACACCCCAAACCUGUAAACUUAACCAGAUAUCUAGCAACCAUUGCCAACCAACGGUUAUUCCAAUGAGUAAAACAAACAUCUAUGGUCAACAAGAGAAUAGGGUGAUGGAGGCUGAAGUGAUAACCUCAGAUCUUGAUUCCUGCCUGCAGCAACAUUCUGUUUCAUAUAAUGCAAGAUCUGUAUUCAAUAACAUGACUGGUUCUGGGUCUUUUGGUCAAUCUUGUCAAAAUGAUGAUAACCUAACAUUAAUGGAGCAAAAAAUCAUAUCAGCCAUUGGGAAUCAAGAUAAUGUUAAUCCAUGUUUAAGUGUGUCAAGAACCUUAAACAUACCUAAUCUAAAAAUAGAUGGAGGCCGCAUAUUUGGCCACGGUAUGAGGUCUAGCAGUGCUUCUUCUCUAGGAGGAAUCCCAACGCAUGCUGGGAUUAGUGCCCUUUUGAGGUCAAAUCUAAUUACUAGUUCUGGUUCAAAAUCUCCCAAAGCAUCCACGGCUGAUUUAUCUGGACUGGAAGUUGGGAUUGGGCUCCAAAAUUGUGAUUCUUCAACUAAAACUAGGGGUUGUUCUUUGGCUAAAUCGACUAGUCAAUCUGGCACUUUUCCCAUGCAUGCAGAACGUUCUAAUCAGAACAUCCUCCCUGUAGAUUUAAAGUGUGUUUCACAAAAUCAGAAGAUAGACUAUGAUUUGCUUCAGGUCCCUAACCUCCCCACUUUUCAUGUCGACGAACGAGUGCCCAUUAGUGGUCAAAUCCCUGGUUCUGCCCAUGAUUGCCUUAGUAAAGAUGGUACUAGUCAAUCUAUGAUGAUAAUGAAUUCUAAACUCAAACUAGAUUGUGCUAAACCUCCAUCAGGGGAUGAUCUGUUUGAUGUUUUAGGGGUGGAUUUCAAAAACAAAUUGCUGAACGGAAACUGGAAUAAACACUUUGCUGAUGAAUUUGAUGCAAAAACAGAACAUAUGGACAAAAAGUUAGCACCUAUGAAUAUGCAGGGGACAACUACAAAUCCUGAUAUUUAUUCAGUUAAAGAAGCAAUAUCAGACAGUGGCAUAUUCUCUGGAACGGGAACAGACCACCUCUUGGAUGCAGUGGUCUCCAAAGCCAAAUCUGUUGUAAAACAGGAUUCUGAUGACAUGUCUUGCAGGACAACAUUGACAAGGAAUAGUACUUCCUCUGUUCCCUCUCCUACUUGCAGAACGGUUAUGUCCAGUCAUUUCCAAGGGGGAUUGUUUGAUUUUCCUAAGAAUGGUAGUAAAACAGGUGCCACUGAGGCUAGUUUUCUUAGCUCCAGAGGUAACAAGGAAGAGGCUGGAAACUGUUCUCAAACUAGUUCUGUUUAUGGCUCUCAACUUAGUUCAUGGGUUGAGAAUAGUGGGAGUGUUAAACGCGAGAAUAGUGUUUCAACCGGAUACUCAAAGAGACCAGAUGAGGCUUGCAAACCAAAUCGCAAAAGGCUUAAACCAGGAGAGAAUCCUAGGCCUCGCCCGAAAGAUCGUCAAAUGAUUCAAGAUCGAGUGAAAGAAUUACGAGAAAUUGUGCCAAACGGAGCAAAAUGUAGCAUAGAUGCACUUUUGGAACGGACCAUUAAGCACAUGCUUUUCUUGCAAACUGUGACAAAGCAUGCUGAGAAGCUGAAACAAACAGGGGAGUCUAAGAUUAUCCAUAAGGAAGGUGGGCUGGUUUUGAAAGACAACUUUGAGGGAGGAGCUACAUGGGCAUAUGAAGUUGGCUCACAAUCAAUGGUUUGUCCUAUUGUAGUGGAGGACCUGAACCCUCCUCGACAGAUGCUAGUGGAGAUGCUUUGUGAGGAACGAGGUUUCUUUUUGGAAAUAGCCGACUUAAUCAGAGGAUUGGGUUUAACCAUAUUGAAAGGGGUAAUGGAAGCUCACAAUGACAAAAUCUGGGCACGCUUUGCUGUUGAGGCAAACAGGGACGUGACAAGGAUGGAAAUAUUCAUGUCACUCGUUCGUCUUUUGGAGCAAACGGUGAAAGGAAAUGCAUCUUCAUCCAAUGCUAUUGAUAACAUCUAUCACACUUUUCCACAGGCUACUCAGAUACCAGCAACUGGAAGGCCUAGUAGUUUGCAAUGA
Sphenostylis stenocarpa is the source of this 2688-nucleotide messenger RNA. The record is from the annotation of a GenBank genome assembly. NCBI's taxonomy places the organism in Eukaryota, Viridiplantae, Streptophyta, Magnoliopsida, Fabales, Fabaceae.